GUUUAUAUUUCCUGUCUCAUCAGAGCACAGUGAUGUUACCAUGUCAGUGAAGAGGUAUCCCACGACUCCAGCAGCGACCUGCAGGAGGAGGACGGCCACCAGGAUCCCCAGAAACUGCAGGAACAGCCAACACAGCAGCAAUGAGCCUCCCUAUAAACGUCACUGUGCGCUGACGCAUGAGGACUUCAUUUCAUCACACACACCACAUACUUUUGGCCAUAUGGUGAACAGGUCGUCUCCGUCUGACUCCUCCGUUAUUUGAGGACCUGAUUGAGGACCAUGGGCGUGCUGGACAUCCUGUCGUCCAUCAGAGACCGAGCCGACAAGUUUCUGAACGAGAAGAACGUGGUGACGGACUUCCUGGGGAAGUUGGAGGAGAAAACGGGGAUAAAGAAGAAGAUCAUUGCAGGGGGUGCCGUCUCACUGACAGGACUCUACCUGGUGUAUGGAUAUGGUGCCGCCCUCCUCUGCAACCUGAUUGGUUUUGUCUAUCCAGCGUAUUAUUCAGUCAAAGCCAUUGAAAGUGCGAGCAAAGAAGACGACACAAAAUGGCUGACGUACUGGGUGGUGUAUGGCGUCUUCAGCCUGGGCGAGUUCUUCUCCGAUAUUUUCCUCUACUGGUUCCCGUUCUACUACGCUUUUAAGUGUCUCUUCCUGUUGUGGUGCAUGGCUCCAAUGUCGUGGAACGGCUCCCAGAUCAUCUACAACAAAGUGGUUCGACCCAUCUUCCUCCGCCAUGAGGCCACAGUGGACAACAUGGUGAGCGACCUUGGCGGGAGGGCCAUGGCUGCCGCCGAGAACCUCACCAGAGAAGUCCUGUCCACGCUGAUAAAGAAUAAAGCUCUGGUGAAUCCUGCACCAUCAGUCACGCAGCCUGAAGCUAAAAGUUUACCAAGUUCAUCCGCAGCUAAAGUAGCUCCAUCAGAGCCAAGCGAAGAUCGACCAGUACGUAAAGCGCAGCUGCUUCCCCCACCCGACAGUUAGUCCACCUUAAAGGCCUCAUGCGCUUUAAAUGAGCCGAACUUUAGACAGAACCAGGCUUGCUGUUUCCUCCUGCUGCCAGUCUUUACGCUAAGCUGUGGUAACAGUACAGUAUCAUCAGCAUACUAAUUCAUCACUGUAACCCUGACCUGUCCUCGUAGAGCAUGUAGACGUGCUGUGUUGAGGUCUCAGCUGCAGUGUCUGUGUGUCUUCAUGUGAGUUAGUGUUUGUAGAUUUAGCCUGAGGUUCAGACGACCUCUUGGACUCACUGUGCUCGUCUCUCUGAGUAGUGUCAGUGCAGUCUGCUUGUUCAGCAGAGACGUUGGUUGCUUGGUUUGCAGAACAUAUUGUCAUGAAAUGUCUUGAGGAUAAACGCUUUAGAAUUUUAUUGGCCCAAUUAUUUCAUUCUCAGGACAAAUUUUACAUUUUUAGCUCCACUGUGGCUGAAGUACAGGUCACAGUAGGAAGGGACACAGCGAAGUUCAUCCACGUGUCGUUGCAAGUAGCUGGUGAAACGUAGAGCUACAGACACAGUCCGUUUGUAGCACACACAACACCAGAGUGAGCGUCCUCUACUGACCAAUCAGACUGCAGGGUUUCUAGCUCCGCCUUUUAGUACCAGAUCUGUGUGCUAGGUACCCCAACAGAGGGGGGACCAAACAUGGGGACGCUAAGGAACGCUUCUGUUGCUACCAUCCACAACUUUCACUGUGGGAACAGAAACAGUGCCAAACUGAACUGAACUGAACUGAACUGAACUGCUGGGUGAAAACAAGGCUUAGAUAAAAAAAAUUGUUUGUCCAAUCCUUACAAAACUUGCUGAAUAUGUUUCACAACAUGUACAAAAUGAUUUUGUAAUCGUUAACUAGCGGGGGUCCUGCUCCAACCACGUGCACUGGUCUCUUGCAAAAUGUGUCCAUAAAUCAAGGACACUUUGUCCAAACAUCAACAUACUCAACAGAUAUUUUAAACUCAGCUAUUAAAGCAUGACCCAGAAAUGUUUUCCCAACUGACCAAUAGGUAGAGAUGGUGUUGUUGAAAAAGAUCUCGGCCCGACACAGAUUGGGUCGUAAAUGAAUGAACAUUUUUCCGAUCAUUGUUAAACCUGUUAGUUAUCUUUUAUUCAGGCGUGUGAAACCAUCAGAGGUCUUGAUCCUUUCAUCUUUUGAUGGUCCAUGUUGGCUUGACCUGUGGAGUCACCACUCAUGGCUGUAUUUGCAGUUUGGGUUUAUAGUUAAAUCUUUAGUGUCCUUAUGGGAGAAAAUGCUGCUCCACAUGGUUGUUAACACUUUAUGUAGACAGUCCGUCUGCAGAUUGCAGUUUGUAGAGUAUUUGUAACAUUUCAGUGGCUCAUCAGCUGAGACUGUUCCCCUUUAUUCUGUAGAUGUUUAUCUACAGAGCACAUGCAACAGUUCACUGAUAAUAUUCUCAGUUCAAUAGUUUAGCUGAACUGGAACUAUUCACUCAACCUGGGACACCACAGGUUACCUCAACAUGGAUUGUCACAUAUACUUUAUAGAUAAUCUGUUAAACAUCCACAGAACAAAA
Molecule: messenger RNA, 2529 nt
Organism: Epinephelus fuscoguttatus (brown-marbled grouper)
Lineage: Eukaryota; Metazoa; Chordata; Actinopteri; Perciformes; Serranidae
Gene: reep6
Product: receptor accessory protein 6
Exons: 7
Coding region: 280-984 (234 amino acids)
Source: RefSeq, a predicted model, not a curated record